AUGAGUCGUAAACUACUUUCAUGCUUUAUAUCUGCUUUAAUUUUCACAGUAGCUUGCGUUGAUGCACAAUGGAAUGUCGUCGGCAAGUCGGGGGUCGCUGCUAUGCACGCUAUGAUGAUGACACCGACGACAAUACUAAUCAUCGACAAAGCUGAAAACAAUCCCGACGCAAUAUUACCUGACGGUACAACGACAUGGGCAGCCGAAUAUAAUCUCGCAACAAAUAAAUUCCGAUCAUUAAAAUUGUCCACCAACACAUUCUGCUCAGCUGGAGCAAUGUUUGGUAAUGGUACAUUUCUUUCGACUGCCGGUGGUGAACCAAGCAAGGUUGUCACUGCAGCCGAUGGUUACCGUGGCAUUCGUUACUUCCAACCAUGUGAAGACGGCACCUGUCAGAUCAUCGAAGUUCCUAGUUUGCUGAGCAGUGCUCGAUGGUAUAAUACAAUGGUUACGAUGCCAUCCGGUGAUAUUCUCAACAUUGGUGGUUCUACCGUGUCAACUGGUGCCAAUUCCGCAAGCAAGAAUAAUCCGACGUUUGAAAUACAUAGUCCCAAUUCAAAUAACCAAGCGUUCCAAAUCCAGUUUUUAGUCGACACCCUCCCGUAUAACCUUUACCCGUUUGUCCAUGUAAUUCCGAACGGGGUAUGGCAAGGCUACUAUUUUAUUUUUGCAAACAAAGCUUCAGUAAUAUAUGACAUUACAAAAAACGUAGCAGUUCAAACACUUCCUGAAGCGCCGGGUGGCAUUCGUUCAUAUCCGUGCACUGGAGGAGCGGCUCUGCUUCCGCUUGAUUACGUGGAUAAUUACAAUCCUCAAUUCCUUGUCUGUGGAGGACAAAGCGUUUUCAACCAGUUUACUAAUCCUGCCGAGAAUACGUGCGCUAGAACGAACCUUGGUUCUCCAAAUCCGACAUGGGAAGCUGACGAUUUUGGAGGCGUACCCAGGGUCAUGCCUGAUGUCGUUCAUCUUGCGGAUGGUUAUAAUGUGCUGUUCUUGAAUGGAGGACAAGUUGGACAAGCUGGAUAUAUCACCGGUGGAGGCACGCUCUUGUCUGAUAAACCCGCGUUUACGCCAGUUCUCUAUAGUAUGAAUAAACCUCUGGGACAACGAUGGACUCAACUUACCGCAGCAACUAUUCCUAGAAUGUAUCACUCGGUUGCCACUUUAAUUCCUGAUGGCUCGGUCUGGGUGGCUGGAAGUAAUUGCAAUCAGAACUACAAUCCAGGUGGCCCGUACCCUACUGAAUACCGUGUCGAAAACUUCGUACCACCAUAUCUUUCGGGCAACGCACGCCCACAGAUAACAGCGUUCAAUAAUCAAACGUCACUUAAUGCAUCUCCCAUACGAGUGACUUACAAUGUGGGCAUUCCCGUAACCUACACUCUUACCGGAACUCCAGGCACAAUCACAGCCACUAUAGUACAACCUGGUUUUCACACCCAUUCCCAAGGAAUGUCGAUGAGAAUCGUUCAUCUCCAAAUUACUAAUAUUGCAUCGUCUGGACAAAACACUUACACUGCUACCGUAUAUAUGCCUCCAAAUAAUUUCAUCUUACCGCCUGGCCCACAUUACGUCUUUAUUCUGAACAAUGGUACCCCAUGCACAAGCGCCGUAUGGGUUCUUAUCGGAUGGUAA
This is a messenger RNA of Paraglomus occultum, 1635 nucleotides long. NCBI's taxonomy places the organism in Eukaryota, Fungi, Glomeromycota, Glomeromycetes, Paraglomerales, Paraglomeraceae. The record is from the annotation of a GenBank genome assembly.